Polyodon spathula (Mississippi paddlefish) is the source of this 936-nucleotide messenger RNA. RefSeq names its product E3 ubiquitin-protein ligase TRIM35-like. Bases 1 to 774 code for a protein of 257 amino acids. The transcript has 6 exons. The record is from RefSeq and is a predicted model, not a curated record. NCBI's taxonomy places the organism in Eukaryota, Metazoa, Chordata, Actinopteri, Acipenseriformes, Polyodontidae. Gene Ontology annotation, molecular function: zinc ion binding.
AUGGGGAUCGCUGUGGAACAGUACUGUGUGCAACAUUCUCAGGGAUCCUCUACUGGAACACUCUGCAGUCUGCGUGAUGAAGAACUGAAGCUGUUCUUUGUGGAUGAUAAAGAGGCUGUCUGUGUUGUGUGUCAAACUUCAGAGAAGCAUGGGGAUCACAAGGUCCGUCCUGUUCAGGAGGGUGCACAGGACUGUAAGGGAGAGCUCAAGACUGCGCUGAAGCCCUUGCAGGACAAGCUGAAAACCUUUAAUAAAGUUAAACAAGAAUGUGAUGAAACAGCAGAGCACAUCAAGAAACAAGCCCAGCAAACAGAGAGGCAGAUAAAGGAGGAGUUUGAGACACUUCACCAGUUUCUACGAGAUGAAGAAAAGGCCAGGAUAGCUGCACUGAGGGGGGGAGAGGAACAAAAGGGAAGAAUCAUGAAAGAGAAGAUUGAAAAACUUACAAGAGAAAUCUCAUCCCUUUCAGACACAAUCCGAGUGAUAGAACAGGAGCUGGAAGCUGAAGACAUCUCCUUCCUGCAGAACAAUGAUCGAAGCUGCUUCUCUCCCAUUGGCUGCCUGUCUCCUCGUGACCUUUCACCUGGCGGUUGUGACCUUACCAUACAGCCAACCACAGGCAGGCAACCUCACAGGCAAGCCCACCAGCUUGUAUCCUGCACCGUCAUUGGCAGACACCACAAGCCCCGCCCCACCAGCACCGGACUCUGCCAAGAUUCCGACCUCAGACCCCACCUGUCUACUUCCUGUGAGAGUGACAGACACAGGAAGUGAGGUAGAAGAAUAUAAAACAGAGAAGAAUGAAAUGAAAGAACAGGAGAAAUCUGAAGAAGGUGGUGUUCGCUAUUCCAAUGGGAGUCCAGUGCUGGUGUUCCUAGUGGCGGCAAUGGGAAUUGGGACUGUACUGGGAAUCAUCUACUGUGUUUACAGCAGGGU